AUGGAUCCUUCCACGGCUAUCGCAGCCUCUGUCGCCACGGUUCCCCUGCUCAUCAACGGCCGAGACUAUGGCGGCGCGCACUUGUUCGAAAUUGAGAGCCCUGUAACCGGCGAGACUUGCUGGGAAGCAGAAUGUGCUACGUUUGCCGAUGCGACGACGGCUAUUGAGACAGCGAAUGCAGCAUUUCCAGCGUGGGCUCGUACCAUGCUUGCCGUCAAACGUUAUAUCCUGCUUGAGACAGCUAAUGUUCUCGAGAGACGUCGAAGAGAAUUCGCAAACUAUAUGCAUAUUGAGACGGGUGCUGACGUUGAGGCCAUCAAGAGUUUUGUCAUUCCUCUUGCGAGCAGUAUGCUGAGGGAUAUUGCAGGUCGUAUACCUUCAAUCUGUGGGAGUGUGCCGGUGGUUGAAGGAGAAGGUCAGAGUGCAAUUGUCUCCAAGGAGCCCAUGGGUGUCAUAUUAGGGAUGGUGCCCAGUACUGCCCCUUAUAUAUCCGGGAUUCGUGCGGCAGCCUGCGCUCUCGCAGCUGGAAAUACCGCUGUCCUUUUGUCUUCAGCGCAAACUCCGCGAUGUUAUUGGUCCAUUGGCCGAGCCUUUUGGGAAGCAGGCCUUCCGGAUGGAUGCUUGAAUGUCAUAUAUACCUGCCGAGAGGAUAUGCCUCACAUUAUGAAUGCCAUGAUUGGGCAUCCGGCGAUACGGAAGGUCAAUUCCACGGGGAGUUUAUAUGUGGGGAAACAGAUUGCUGCUAUUUGUGGCAGGUACAUCAAGCCAUCGUUGAUCGACACUAUGGGGCAGGAUUAUGCCAUUGUUUGUGCGGAUGCUGAUGUCCCGGUUGCUGUGGAGGGCGUGCUGGCUGGUGUUAUGUUGAACUCCUAUCGAAUCUACAUGUCAACUGGUCGUAUCCUUGUUGAUGCCUCUAUUGCUGAAGAAUUCAUGGAUGCCCUGAAAUAUGCUCUGAGCAUGACGGAUGCUCAAGUGCUUCCGCCCAUAUUCGUCAAAGCAUUUAUAAGGGCUCACGUGGAGAGCCUGAUUACGAACUCUGUGGAAUGUGGAGCCGAGUUACUCCAUGGAAAGCUUGAGACCGAGCCAAGUUGCGACGGUGUUCUGAGUAUUGGCCCGUUCGUGCUCGCUAAUGUUAACCCAAACAUGAGAGUGUGGCUCGAGGGGGAAUAUACUACAUUGACGGCUUGCAUGCUUGUCAGGAGCGACGAUGAAGCUGUCAGAAUUGCCAAUAGUGUUGGAUACGGUAGCUCUGCUUCCGUAUUCACGAAAGACCUUCGUAAAGGUCUUGCAAUAGCUAAGCAGCUGGAGUUUGGCGCUGUGCAUAUAAACGGUAUGAAUAUGCAUGAUGAACCGGUCCUUCCACAUGGUGGGACCAAGGACUCCGGUUGGGGGCGGUUCAAUGCAGAGGAGGGAUUGAAUGAGUACCUUGUGACUAAGUCUGUGACUUGGAAGGAUUGA
Molecule: messenger RNA, 1458 nt
Organism: Aspergillus vadensis CBS 113365
Lineage: Eukaryota; Fungi; Ascomycota; Eurotiomycetes; Eurotiales; Aspergillaceae
Product: aldehyde dehydrogenase family protein
Exons: 4
Coding region: 1-1458 (485 amino acids)
Molecular function (GO): succinate-semialdehyde dehydrogenase (NAD+) activity
Source: RefSeq, a predicted model, not a curated record